UUCUCACAGCAACACGCAGUCUUACUUCAACAGCAACAACAGAGUGGUGUGGAGUGGUGGUGUGGUGUGGGAUUUUAUUCUCACAUAAACAAACUCUGAGAAAAGAAACCCAAAACUCUCUUCCCUAAAUCCAGUAAUGGCGAUUGUUGAUUCUAUAUCUUCAGUAUCAAAACCCUUACAUCUAGAAUCAUUACCUAUAAUAGAUUUACGAUCAUUAUCACAAUCAGAAUUAAAUUCAUUAUCUCUUUGUACUUCAAACAAUACUUUUGAUCUUACUCGUUGUGAUGACAUUAUCAUCCCUAAAAUUGAUCGAUCAGUCUUCAAUGAAAGCGCAGGUAGUAAAAAACAAACUUAUUCUCGUCUUAAUUUUGCUCCUCCAGAACAUGAACUUGACCAUCACAGCAACAAUCUAUUACGUAAUAGACGUUUUUCUUCAUCUGCUGGUAGUAUACUCCCUAAAAACCCUAGUUUACAAAACCCUAAUUUUAAAAGCCCUAAUUAUGUUUAUGAUUACGAGAAAUUAGAGAAUAAACAAAUUGUUAAUCAUCUUAGGGGAUUGUUUGGGUUUAGUGCUGAAGGAACUAGAAAUGAAGAUGAAUUAGUUUCAUUUGGUAAUCAGAGUAAAUCUUUUGAUGAAUUGGUUGUAUAUGAAGAAGCAUUGGAGGAAGGAAAUGGGUUUGUGUUAGAAGAAGAAUUUGGGUUUGAGGAUGGAGAAAGGAAAAGAAAAAGAGGGAGACCUAAAAAAUAUGAACCAAUCCGGAAUAGAAAUCAAAAUGAGAAAGUUCUGGAUGAAAGUAAAGCGAUUGUUACUUGGACUGGUGGUGAUCAGAGCAAAAUGGAUAGGGAGAUUAUGAAUAAGAAUGGGGAUGUUGUUGAUGUUGCUGCAUUGGGUACUAGUAAUGAUCCAUUUGGUCAAGAAUUGAGAAAUAGAACUGCGGGUUUGGAGACAGAUGAUGAAUUGUUAGGGUAUUUAAGAGCGUUAGAUGGACAGUGGGCUAGUACUAGGAAGAAGAGAAAGAUUGUUGAUGCUUCUGAUUUUGGGGACCAUUUGCCUAAAGGAUGGAAACUUCUGCUGAGCUUGAAGAGGAAAGAAGGACGAGUGUGGGUGUAUUGCCGCCGAUAUAUAAGCCCAAGUGGACAUCAUUUCUUGUCUACGAAAGAAGUUUCUUCGUAUUUGCAUUCAGUUUUUGGAACUCAAGAUACAACUCGGCCAAAUCCUUAUUCUAGUGUUGAGACCGGUGUGGGAAAAAACUUGGCAACUGGAAGGAUUGCAAAUCUUCUACACAAGGAUGGAGAGACUAAGGAAGAUUUCACUCGCCAUCAAGCAUCAAUUCAAGCACCUAUAUUUACUGAACAAGAGAACAUAGCAACCCCAUUUCGGGAUGAAAGCUUACCAUUGGUUGAAGCGAAUGAUUAUUUAGUUUGUCACAAAUGCAACACGAGUUAUGCUGAUAAGGAUGCAUAUCUGCAGCACCUGUUGACUUCACAUCAGAGUAAAAACAAGUCCAGACUAUGCACAUCUAUUUCUGAUGGAGUGAUAAUUAAGGAUGGAAAAUAUGAAUGUCAAUUCUGCCACAAAAUUUUCCUGGAGAAACAUCGUUACAAUGGGCAUGUCGGUAACCAUGUGAAAGCCUAUGUCAGGAGGCUUGAAUCAUCGGGAAAGGCAGCUGAACCAAAGAGAUUACAGUUGUCACCCUUAGGUGUGACACCUUCCGUGAUCUUUAAGGGCAACGAAAUGCUUGACAACGACAGGGAUUCUAUUCCUCAGGCUUUUGGGGAUCCUAAAGAAGAGAUGAAUGACGAAGCUCCUCGUAGCAUUCUUGUUGUGGAAUCUGUUACAGAAGCUCUGAAUGCCAAAACUCACUGUGAUAAAAUGAAUGUUGAUGAUUUGCGUAGUGCAUCAGGUACCGAUUCUAUCACAGAAAGUCUUCCUUCCAAUCCUGCUUGUGGUGAUCUGAAUGUUGCAAAACCCCAUAGUGCACCAGUUGCAGAUUCCUCUCCAGGAACUCUUAAUGCGAAGCCUGGCAAUGAUGAAAAGCAUCACAGUGAACUAGUUCUGGAAUCUGCAGAGACUUCUAAUGCCAAGUCUCAUGAUGACGAGAUGAAUGUAGAUGCCCCUCAAAGUACGCCAGUUUUAGAUUCUGCUCCAGAAAUUUCUAAUUCCAAAUGUAGCAAUGUUGAGAUCCUCAUAGAAGAACCUCUUACUACAACAGGUAAGGAUCCCGUUCAAAGUAUCUCUGAGGCCAACUCUAUCCUUGAGGGGAUGGACGUUGAAGCUUCUGCUCCUGAAACACACAAUGCGCGAUAUAACUAUGGUGAAAGGAAUGGUGAAGCUCCAAAUAAUAUACCAGAUAGGGAUUUUGUUCGAGGACCUGGUAGUGCUAAAUCUAACCUUGACGAGAUGAAUGUGGAAGCUCCUUGUUAUGGUACACCAGACAUGGAUAUUGCUCCUGAAACUCUUAUUUGCAAACGUGACAGUGACAGGGCUAGUGAUGAAGCUCCUCAUAAUAUUCCUGUUACUGAUUCUCAUAGUGGCAAAUCCAACCAGGACAAGAUGAAUGUGGACGCUCCCUACUAUAAUACACUAGACAUGGAUUCUAUUUGCGAAGAUCGGAUUCCCAGACCUAACUGUGAUCUGGUGAGUGUUGAAGCUCCUCAUAAUGUACCGGUUAAUGAAUCUGUUCCUGUGGCUGCAGAUGCCAGUUAUUGCGAUGGAAAAAUUAGCGGUGAAGCUCUUCACAGCACACGAGUUACAGAUCCUAUUUCAGCAACUUUUGAGGCAAAACGUAAACUUGAUGCGGUCAAUGUUGGAGCUCCUGAGAGUGCAACUACUGAUUCUUUUUUAGGAAUGUUAAAUGCCAAAUCUGAUCAUGAGGAUGUGUAUGUCGGUGUUCCUCAAAGUGCUCCUAUAAGGUAUCCCGUUCAAGGAAUUUUUGGUGCCAGAUAUGAGAUGAAUCACGAAGCUUCUCCUCAUAUCACAGCAUUUACUGGCUCUAUUCCAGGAAAUUCAAGUGCCAAAUUUAAUUACGGUGGAUUGAGUGCUGAGGCCCCCCCUCAUUGUGCACCAUUUAAGGAUUCCGUUCUGAGAAAUUUGAAUGCCAAAUCUUACUUUGACGAGAUGAAUGUUGAAGCUCCUAGUUGCACGCCAGCUACAGAAUCCGUCUCAGAAACUUCCACUGCCAAAUCCAAUUGGGGAUUACAUCUGGCUUCUUCAUAUAGCAAACAAGGUGGUGGGGCUGAUAAAUUGAAUGAAACUUUGGCUGAUGGAUAUUAUGAUAAGCAGCAGAAUAAUUAUGCUACAGCUGCAAAUAAGUUGGGUGAGAUCCAUGACCACAGCAAUAACAUGUUCGGAACAUUUAAUUCUCUCUUGUAUUCGCAACCUAUGUCAUCUAGUGAGAGAGCGGGCGCAUCUAAAGCUUCUACUGGAGAUUAUGUUUUUGGCACUAGUGGGCAAAGUGACAAAUAUGGACUUCACCAGGAAAGGUUUAUUGAGAGAGUGGGUACAUCUAAAACCUCUAAUGCGGAAUAUGUCUAUGGAAGUGCUAGUGGGCAUAAUGACAAGUGUGGUCCUCAGCAGGAAGCUGGUUCUGAAAGCUGUUGGCUUUCUCUGUCAAUUGGUCACCAAAUUAACGAUGCUGCAGCUAGUGUCGAUGAGGUUUUCUCUCUCAUACCAAAGGGGUCCCAGUUUUCUGAAGUCAAAGAAUCUGACAAUAAUGAGCCAGGAAAUUUUUUCGCCUCAAGGGAUUCUGCGCGCGGGAAGGAUGUAUUAACUAUUGGGAGUAUCGACGAAGGGAAUUUACUUGAGACGCUGGAAUUGGCGAAAUCAUCUAACUGUUUCCCCACUUUCAAUAUGGUUUCGGAUAAGGAACAAGGAGAAAAUAAUAUGCAUUCUGUUAACUCGAGGCAGGUUGAGAAGGUAUCAGAUUUUGAAGAACUCAGGUUGGAUGACAUGGAAUCUUCAAGGUUUAGCAGCUUUAUGGGUCAAGGUUUAACAGAUAUUGAAAAUUCUAUUAGCUUUGAUUGGGCUUCAAUUUUACCAAAUAUGGAAAAUAGGCCACAGCUCACCCCCACUGUUUGCGUUUGGUGUGCGCUGGUAUUCAACAUCGAUGUUACGGACUCAGCAACUGAGUAUAAUUCUGUUGGUUAUAUGUGUCCUUCCUGCAAGGCAAAGAUUUCUGGGCAUCUAUAAGAGAAAACAAGGAGUUUAGGACACUUUUGUCCUCUAUCUUUAUAGGUAACUCUGUUGGUGCUGUUACUUGAUUUAGGGUGUUUCAGUGUAAAUUUCCUUCAGCAGUUAAAUGAAUCGUUGCCCAUUGGUAGUGUUGCUAUUUUACUAUGGUGUACAAGUAGUUAUAGUUGUAGCUGGUUGUGUCUUUUGUAGCAUUAUAUCAAGGCAAGUUGUUGUAUUUUGAGGGUUUCUUCUUUAAACAGAGAAAUAUCCAGUCUGGAUCAUUAGAAACAGCAGUAUACUCAUACAUUAAGUACUAUAUUAUAUGAUUAUCUCUGUAUAUACAUCAUAUUAUCUGUGCUGGCACCCGCUUCGCAGGUUAUAUUGUGUGAAUGGCCUUUAGAUUGGUCAUCUUUGCAUGCAAUCCUCCACGUAUCAUGUAACCCAGCUUUAUCGUUAU
Messenger RNA from Papaver somniferum (opium poppy), 4628 nucleotides. RefSeq lists its product as uncharacterized. The transcript is spliced from 4 exons. Gene Ontology annotation, molecular function: DNA binding. NCBI's taxonomy places the organism in Eukaryota, Viridiplantae, Streptophyta, Magnoliopsida, Ranunculales, Papaveraceae. The record is from RefSeq and is a predicted model, not a curated record. The coding region runs from base 137 to 4189 and encodes 1350 amino acids.